Medicago truncatula (barrel medic) is the source of this 1905-nucleotide messenger RNA. RefSeq names its product beta-glucosidase 12. The transcript is spliced from 13 exons. Gene Ontology annotation, biological process: carbohydrate metabolic process. Gene Ontology annotation, molecular function: beta-glucosidase activity. The coding region runs from base 43 to 1611 and encodes 522 amino acids. Lineage: Eukaryota; Viridiplantae; Streptophyta; Magnoliopsida; Fabales; Fabaceae. The record is from RefSeq and is a predicted model, not a curated record.
UACACAAUUUGGCUGAAAGGAACAAAUAUAUAAACUAUAGUCAUGGUAUUAAAUCUUCUUCUUCUCCCAAGAAUCGUUGUGAUUCUUAGUUGUGUGGCUAUAAUUGAAGCUACAAUAUUGUUAACCAAUGAUGAUAUUAACAAUUCCCUCAAUCGUAGUAGUUUCCCAGAAGGUUUUAUUUUUGGAACAGCUUCAUCAGCUUACCAGUAUGAAGGUGCAGCAAAUAUUGGUGGAAAAGGACCAAGUAUAUGGGAUACUUUCACGCAUAAUUAUCCAGGUAAAAUAAAGGACAGAAGUAAUGGAGAUAUAGCCCUUGAUGAAUACCAUCGUUAUAAGGAAGAUGUUGAGCUCGUGAAAGACAUCAACAUGGAUGCUUAUAGAUUUUCCAUCUCUUGGUCCAGAAUACUUCCAAAAGGAAAGCUUAGUGGAGGUGUAAAUAGGGAAGGAAUUAAGUAUUACAAUAACCUCAUCAGUGAGUUGCUGGCCAAAGGUCUUCAACCCUUUGUGACCCUUUUUCAUUGGGACCUUCCUCAAACACUUGAAGAUGAAUAUAGUGGCUUUUUAAGUCCAAAUAUAGUGAAAGAUUUUCGAGACUAUGCGGAGCUUUGCUUUAAAGAAUUCGGGGACAGAGUAAAACAUUGGAUCACACUGAAUGAACCAUGGGCCUUUGCCAAACAUGCUUAUGCUGAGGGAAGUUUCGCACCUGGACGAUGUUCACCCUGGCAAAACUUGAAUUGCACCGGUGGAGAUUCCGCCACUGAACCCUAUAUAGUGUCUCAUAAUCAAAUACUUGCUCAUGCAUCUGCUGUCAAUGCCUACAAAACUAAGUAUCAGAAAUUUCAAAAGGGAAAGAUAGGGAUAACAUUAGUGUGUCACUGGAUGGUGCCACUAUAUGAUACAAAACUGGAUCAUCAUGCUUCACAAAGAGCCAUUGAUUUCAUGUUUGGAUGGUAUAUGGAUCCAUUGACAAUUGGAGACUAUCCAAGCUCCAUGAGGUCCUUAGUAGGGAGUCGAUUACCAAAGUUCUCAACAUAUCAAGCAAAGCUCGUUAAAGGAUCCUUUGAUUUUAUUGGAUUAAACUAUUACACUUCCCAUUAUGCAACUAAUGCACCUGAAUUAAGUGAAGUCAUUAAGCCCAGCUACAACACAGAUGCACUUGUUAGUUUUACAAGCCAGCGCAAUGGAAUACCUAUUGGCCCAAAGGCUGCUUCAGCAUGGUUAUCAAUUUAUCCAAAGGGUAUUCACGACUUGUUGCUCUAUAUUAAAACAAAGUACAACAAUCCAUUGAUCUACAUCACUGAAAAUGGUAUGGAUGACUUUAAUGAUCCAACACUUCCUCUUGAGAAAGCCCUUGAAGAUACACAAAGGAUUGAUUACUAUUAUGACCAUCUCUACUAUCUUCAAACUGCAAUAAAGGAUGGUGUGAAUGUAAAAGGGUAUUUUGCAUGGUCAUUGCUUGAUAACUUUGAAUGGGGUUUAGGCUACACUUCGAGGUUUGGAAUAUACUUCAUAGAUUACAAUGAUGGCCUCAAAAGAUAUCCAAAAAUGUCAGCUGUAUGGUUCAAGAAUUUUCUACAACAUAAAAUAGUUGCAUAUGGUGAUUCACGCUAAGAAGAUAAAGUUAUGAACAUAAAAUUGAUGCAAUGAGAAAUAAUAUCCAAUGGCCACAUUUCUAUUAUGUCUAGUAAACAUCUUCACCCAAGUCACAUAUUCAUUGAUGUGUAUAAAAAUGUGUUUAAAAGAGGUUUGUAACGCUGAACAAGUUAUCUACCUGUUUUGAGUUCUUAGUUCUCAUUUUUUUUUUUGUAAGAAUUGUCUCAAAAGCAAAUAUGUGAGAAAGAAACUUUUGGCGUGGAAAUAUUUUCUUCCAACAAAUGAAUUCGAAAGAUCAAUUUACAAGUAAAA